This is a messenger RNA of Scaptodrosophila lebanonensis, 1229 nucleotides long. RefSeq names its product enkurin. Lineage: Eukaryota; Metazoa; Arthropoda; Insecta; Diptera; Drosophilidae. The record is from RefSeq and is a predicted model, not a curated record. Gene Ontology annotation, cellular component: acrosomal vesicle. The coding region runs from base 83 to 991 and encodes 302 amino acids. The transcript has 2 exons. Gene Ontology annotation, molecular function: calmodulin binding.
AACCCAAUUUAAAACUCAAAUAUCAAAAACAUUCUUAUAUUUAGCAGAGGCGUACGACGUAUAAAACAAAAAGAUAUAAGCCAUGUCGCUGGUCUUUAUCACACACCAUGAUGAGAACAUUUUCGAUGUGGAAAGCGAAAUGGACGAGGCGGCCCGUAUUGGGCACGGACGUAAGAAGUAUUCCUCGAAACAGUUGCUGGAAGGCAAUAAGAUCGCCCAAGAACUGCGCGAUCGCCUGAAUGCGGAGUUUAGGAAGACCGAAAUGGUGAUCCAAGAUGACGGAUUACGAUUGCUAUGCAGCGCGAGGAAGGCUGAUCAUCGCACCAUGGGCUGUGCCAAGACCCACAUAGAUCCGCCUUGCGCCUUCCUGCGCAAAAACCAGGGCGUUAAGUGGCGCCGUGAGAACGAGCAUGUGUGUCCCAAGGGUAUCCGGGAUAUGCCUCCAUUGCCACGUCGUCAGCCGACUCCGGGUCGUCCCACACGCUAUCCGAACUUUGUGAAACGCAACAUCCGUUGUGCUGGCAAAACGGUGCCCUGUCCCCCGCCGCCUCGGUAUGUGGAUACGCCGAUUGGCACACGCCAUAAUGUUCUCAACUCUGGACUGGUGCCGCAGUUCAUCUGUCGCAAGGAUUUCGGCAAGGUGCCCAUCUACCUCCAGAAGACUAAGAAGAUGUUGACGGAGACACGGGAAAAGUGCGUGAAGGAGGAGGAACGAAUGCGCACUUUGUGCCGCAUUCGAGAAUAUCGCACAGCCAAGACAACGGAUAUUCCGGGAAUGCGAUUAAUGGAGGCGCCCGAGCGUGCUGAAAUACUUGAGGGCUUGCGUCAGUAUCUCAAUGAGAUGACCAAGCAAUACCAAUCCAUGUCUCUGCUCAUUGAUACGGUGGCCAAGCGUCAGCGGAAGGGUAAAUUGGAAGCGGACCUUCGCCAAGCGGAGCAGGAUAUAUUGCUUAUGGAAACCAGUCCCGUUAUCUAUGUUUCGCAGUUUUGAAAGUCUUAUAGUAUACAUAUGUAAUUGUAACCCAGACACGCACAUUCUAAAUAAUGCACUUGACGACUGUGUGUUUGCGUCUGGCAGUUUGGGUGCCAUUUGGGUACCGCUUUGCCUCCAAAUUGCCAGACCUGAUCACACAGCGAAGCGAGUGCAACCAUUUUGAAUGCAACACACAAUGACACAACAGAAAGCAACUUAAUAAAAAAUUUCAUGUUUAUUUUUGGUCAUAUAUGUA